UACCUCCAGGCUCCCCCCCCCCCCCCCCCCUUGUUUACCUCCAUAACCCUACAUGAACGAUCAUUAAAUCAUGAAGGUGAGCAAACCCACGCAGGUAAAAGGCCAGGCGAAAUCUCAGAAGUGGAAGGAUGUGCGAGGCAAACGCAGCAGGCCUCCCAUCACUUCCUCGGACCUCAACUCCAGUCCUGUCAUGGCCAAGGUGAUCCAGGAGCACCCGGCGACUGCGAAGAAGAAGAAGUCCUCCGUCAAGCGGUUGAGGAAGAAGGCGAAGGCCGUCUCGGAGUCCAAGAAGAAAAACCCUCCUCAGCCUGGGUUGAAGAAGUCUCACGCUCAGGCUAAUGGAAGCUCGGUGUCACACGUGGGAAACGAGUCGGACGACUUACGGGAGUGGAAGGAGUAUUCCCAGUCCUUUAAUAGGAACGGUGUGGAGAGCUCAGGCGACGCGGACAAUGUAAGGCCGGGUCGACUGGAGGGAGAGGCCCUUCAUUACUGUGCAGAGAGAGAUGAUCGACAGAACCACACUGUACUCGUCAUGCAGGAGAAUCAGACGCUGUGCUUCCGUGGAAAGUGCCUGUUGACCAGUCUGUACGGUCGGGUGGAAGUGAUGGGGUUCACUAUAGAAGAAGGCCAGCAGUCCUAUCCACUUUUCUCUCCAGCCUCACACUGUCCGCUGACUAUUAGAGCUCUGGAAAGCUCUCAUCGCGCCAGAAGUGACAGAACGGAAGCUUCAGUCAUCCUAAGAAAGUAUCUGUCAUCAGCAUCACAGAAGAAGUUGAUGAAACGAGUAAAGUCAAGCUCCUCCAUCAUUCUCCUGGAGCCCAUGGAGACACCUCUCACCCGCUUUUUGUCGAGCUUCACUGACCAUAGCGAAUUGUUCAGCCCCACAAUGAGUGAACUCGUGUCAGCUGUUCUGGACACUCCGCUCAAUGGUUUGGGCAUGAUUCCCCUGGUCAGCAACAUUGAAGGCCUGAAAAUGUCAGAGAGCUACAGGGAGGCUCUCAAUACAGUGGUCAACGCCUGCAACGGGGACUUUGAUGGUUGUGCUGUUAUCCUCGUAUGUGGCACCAAAAAUGUGGGCAAAUCCACAUUCAUCCGCUUCCUCAUCAACACCUUACUAAAUCACACCACCAGUGUAGAUUAUUUGGAAGGAGACAUCGGUCAAACAGAGUUCACUCCUGCUGGCUGUCUGUCCAUGUCGACUGUCAGAGAACCACUUCUGGGUCCGCCUUUCACACAUCAGCGCACACCAGAGCAGAUGAUCUACUUCGGUCAGUCUUCAUGCGAGUCGGACCUAGACCGCUACCUGGAGUCCCUGAAGUCCUUGUGGCGAAGACGCCCCCAAAGCAGAGAGACUCCCAUCAUUAUCAACACCAUGGGCUGGGUCAAAGGAUUCGGGUUUCAGCUGCUGGUGGACAUGAUCCGCUUCUUCCCAGUCUCGCACCUGGUCCAACUCAGCCACGGGGGAACCACCCAGUGUCCCGUCCUCACUCCGGACUUUCUAAGGAUGGCACACGGCUACCAGACACACCCACCGGCUCAGACCGCUCUGGACGAGUUUACAGAGAGCCACAGUCCCCCCAGGAGCUACACCCACCUUAACGUACAGUCAGACUUUCAAGGAGUGGGUCGCCAAGGAACAUCGAAACACCAGCGCACUAAUGAGCACAGAGAGCUUUCAUUGCUGUCCUACCUGAGCCAGUUGCAGUCUGCUGACCCUGGACCAGUUAGACCUCUACACAGCCUCACCCCGUACCAGGUGCCCCACACAGCAGUGGCUUUAGGUGUGACCCAUUGUGAGAUCACGCCCAGUCACAUGUUUUAUGCUGCUAAUGCCAGUCUGGUUGGACUGUGCUGCCUAGGAGAGAAAAUCACAAGCAGAGGGGGGCCGGUCGUGCUGUCCCAAGCACCCAUCUGCCCAUGUGUAGGCUUUGGUGUGCUUCGAGGUAUUGACAUGGAGCGAGGUCUGUACUUGUUGCUGACGCCUGUCGAUCCCUCAGUCCUCCGUAAGGUCAACUGUCUCCUACUGGGGGCGCUGUCACUGCCUUCCUGCAUCAUCACAUCACAGCCUGGCUUUGAAGGAGAGAUGCCCUACAUCACAACAGAUUACAGUUUUGAUCUGACUGGUGCAGGAAAGCUGCGAGUCUUCAAGGGAAUGACAAGACAAAGUCAAAUAGGGAUGUGAUUACUUUUUCUACUCAGCACCAGUUUGUUACCCUUUACCCUUCUAUACUGGCCUCUCAAGCACAAACCAGUCAGAGUUGGCCAUUUAAUGUUCAGAACUGAGUUUG
Labrus mixtus (cuckoo wrasse) is the source of this 2288-nucleotide messenger RNA. RefSeq names its product nucleolar protein 9 (gene nol9). Lineage: Eukaryota; Metazoa; Chordata; Actinopteri; Labriformes; Labridae. Bases 71 to 2182 code for a protein of 703 amino acids. Gene Ontology annotation, cellular component: nucleus. Gene Ontology annotation, molecular function: polynucleotide 5'-hydroxyl-kinase activity. The record is from RefSeq and is a predicted model, not a curated record. Gene Ontology annotation, biological process: cleavage in ITS2 between 5.8S rRNA and LSU-rRNA of tricistronic rRNA transcript (SSU-rRNA, 5.8S rRNA, LSU-rRNA). The transcript has 12 exons.